AUGGCAGAGAUAAAAAAUUUGACAAAAAAGAAAGAGAGCAUUUACAACACACAGGAUAAAAUAAAUAACAACAAUGUGAGUAAUAAUAUUUACAUUAAUAAAAAUAUUAAUAUCUAUAAUAACAAGAAUAUUCAUAUUUAUAAUAAUGAACCCAAUAAUUAUAAAGUAAAUUAUAUCAAUAGUAUUCAUGGAACUCCAAGGGAUGUAUACACAAAAAAUUAUAUAUCUAUAAUAAACAGUGAAUCUAAAAAUAAAAUGACAAAUGAAAAGAAUGAAGUAAAUAUUUCUAAUGGUAAUAUAAAAAAUGAGAAAAACAAAAAAGGGGGAUCUCAAGAAAUACGAAAUGGUAUAGAGUAUAUAAAUAAUAAUAAUAAUAUACAAGAAAAAAAAAAAAGUAAUAAUCAUAGUAAAAUAUCUUGUUAUUCUAAUGAAUAUAUGAUAAAGAACAAUGAGCAGAUUCAUAUGAAGAAUACUACAACAAUUAAUAGUUAUGAAUAUAAUAAUAAUAAAAAUAAUAUAAUAAAAGAAGGCAAAAAAGAGAAAUGUUAUUUAUUAUACAAUGGAAAUAAAAAUGGUCCUUAUUAUUAUAUGAACGAACAAAAUGGUAUAGACAAUAAUAAUAAUAAUAUUAUUAAAGGUGGUAGUAUUCAUAACAAUGUUUAUUAUAAUAUCAAGCCUGUAAAUAAAUACGAACAUUAUUCCAAAUAUCUCGCACCUGUUAUAAUUAACAAUAAUAAUAAUAAUAAUAUAGAUUGUAAUUGUAUAAAUAUCAAAAAUAAAAUUAACAACAAAGAUCUACUUAAAAUAAAUAAUAUAUCUGUUUAUGAUCAAAAAAAAAAUAAAAUAAUAAUAAAUAAUAUUCAUAAUAAUAAUAAUAUAUUUUCAUCAGAUUGUAUACAAACUAAUAAUAUAUAUGAUCCUAUACAAGGAAAAAAAUAUAUAGAAUCAAAAAAGUAUAUGUCACCAAGUAUAAAAAAUAGCCAUGAUAAUUUAAAAGAAAAGAAUAAAUCAUAUAUUAAUAAUAUUAACACACAUCUGGAAUAUAACACAAAUAGUGUAAUAAAAAAUAGUAAUGAUAUAAAUUAUAAUGACACAAGUAAUUAUUAUAAUAAUACAAAUGAUUAUAAAGUGGUGUAUAAUAAUAAUAAUAAAUAUGUAGCACCUAUUUAUAAAUCAUCAAAUAAUGUUAAUGUGGAUUUAAAAAAUGCAACUUGUGAUAAUGAAAAAAAAAUACAAAAACUUGACAAAAUUUAUAACGAUUCUGAAAAUGAAAAGGUAUAUGAAAACAUUCAAAAUGAUCCAAAGAAGAUACAAAAAAAAAAAAAUAUAUAUAAAGAAAAUAUGACGAGUAAGAAAAAUGAAAUAAAUAAUAAUGUUCCUCAAUAUUGUAAUAAUAAUAAUAAUUAUUAUACAAAAGAGGACAAUUAUAGAAAUAUAAAAAAUAAUGUAGAUGAAAAAAAUAUAUUUCCAUAUGAAAAAAAUAAUUAUGAUAAUGAUAAUAUUUUACCAAAAAAUAAUGAAUCAACUGAUGUAAAUAAUAUUCAUAAUAAUAUAAAUAAUAUAUAUAAUAUAAAAAAUAAAUCUGUGGAAAGAUCAUCAUAUAUAAAUCAAAAUAAUUUACAUAUUAUAAAAACAUAUAAUGAAAAAAUAAAUGAAGUAUCACCUUCAAACGUAAUAAAUUCAAAUGAUGAUAUGGAAAGUGACCAUUAUGAAUCUAUACCAAGUCAAAAUGUAUCACUUAGUAAGAUAGCAGAUAUAAAUAUUCCUCAGAAUAAUACAAUAUAUAAUAAUGUAGAAGAAAAAGAAUAUGAGAAAUAUGAUUCAUAUAAUGAUAAAACUAAUGAUAUAUAUAGUGUAGAAGUUAUGGAUAAUUUAUAUGAUUCAAAACAUAAAAAUAAUAUAUAUGAUAAUAUAAAUAAAGAUAUAAACAAUAUAACAACGAAAGAGGAUUAUUAUAUUAAUGAUGUAAAUGAUAAGAAUGAUAAUAAUAAAUGUAAUUAUUAUCAAAAAAGAGGAAGUAUCAGUUAUAGUGGUUUAUUAACAUCAAUGGUUUCAUCUAUUUUAACACAACAAAAUGAAAGAAAAAUAAAAGAAAGCAAUAAUUGUUUAAAUUAUUCUUGGGGUAUUGAUAAAUAUGAUUAUACAUUAUUACAAACUUUUGAAGAUAAUACAGAAACAAAAAAUAAUAUUAUAUUAAAAAAAAAAAUUAUGGAAGGAUUUAAUAAGAAAAAAUCUAAUGAACAUAUUUUAACUUUAACCUUAUCAUUAAUGAUAUGUAUUUCUAUUUUAUGUAAUUAUGAUCAUGGAGCUAUACCAGUAACAUUAGAAGAAAUACAAAAAGAUUUUCCAUUAAGUUAUAUAGAACAAUCAUUAUUAGGUAGUUUAGUUUAUUUUGGAUUAAUUAUUGGUACUAUAAUGGCUAGUGUAUUAUUCGAAUUAUUGUCAGCUAAAUUAUUAGUUACUAUAAGUAUCAUCUUAUUAUCUAUAUCUUUAUAUAUAUUUAGUCAUGCAAAUUGUAUUACCUUUAUGUAUAUUUCUAGAUUUGUAAAUGGACUUUGUCAAGCUAUACCUGUUGUAUACUUACCUGUAUGGGUUGAUGAAUUUUCACCUGAUGAAAAAGCUACACAAUGGAUGUCAUAUAUUCAACUAGCAUCCAUAGGAGGAACUGUUUUUGGUUAUUUCCUAGGAGGAAUUCUAUCAAAUAAUUCUUAUACUUAUCAUAAAAAUGAUUCUAUUUUUUCUAAUGUAAAUUUUGUUACUACAUGGAGAUCUCCUUUUUUGAUUCAGGCAUUCUUGUUAUUACCAAUUUUUUUAAUUAUGAUAUUCAUACCUUCUGACAAAAUUAAUAUAACCUCUAACAACACUCAGUGUACUGAUGAUAUAAGUAUUCAAGAAAUUGAUGACAUAACACAAAGUCAAAAUAAAAACCAUAAGCACAAUAAUAAUAUUACAAAUAAAUAUUCGAAUCAUAAAUAUCCUAAUAAUAUAUAUAAUUCAAAUACAUAUGACAAUAUAUAUAAAACUAACAAUUACAUUAACAGUUAUAAUAAUAUUUAUCAUAAUAAUAAUAUAAAUAUUUGUCACAAUAAUGAAACAAAAGAUAUUUCAUAUACAUCCAGAGCCACAAAUAAAUCCAUAGCUGAAAAACAUAAAUAUAGAAAAAGUAAAUUAUUCAGUGAUUCAAAAAAUAAAUUAUUGCGUCGUAAUUUUAAUAGAUCAGCUACAUAUAUAAUGGAAAAGAAAACUAAUGUAUUAAAAAAAACUCUUAAAGAAGUGAAAAAAUUAUUUCAUAAUAAAUUAUAUAUUAUUAUAACCUUAGGUAUGAGUAAUCUAUAUUUUGUAGUAACAGGUAUACAAUUCUGGAUAACUGAAUAUAUGUCUGUUGUUUUAUUAACAGAGAAAAUGAAAAUUGUUACUGUAUCAACUUUAUGUUUUUUAACUUCUCCUACUUCUGGAGUUUGGUUUGGUGGCUUUGUUUGUGAUUUAUUCGGAGGUUAUAAAAAUACAAAUUAUUCAAAAACUAUAAAGGUAGCAACAGCAUUUGCUAUAUCCGCAUGUAUAUUUGGCAUUCUUUCUGCUCAUUUGAAGAAUUUUAUUUUUUUCUCGAUAUCCUUGUGGUUAUGUCUUUUUACGGGCUCUGCUUUGGUUCCCGUUUGUGUGGGAAUGCUCUUAUCGUGCGUUAAUAACCAUCAGAAGAGUUUAUCCUCUGCUGUCUCUCAAGUCAUAUAUAAUGUUUUUGGUUGGUUCUCAGCUCCUUUGUUGUCUGGGAUUAUUAUGGACAUAAUGCACAAAUAUACCAAUGACAAUAGAUUGGCUUUAAAAGCUGGAUUCACCAUGAUUUUGUAUUCUAGUUCUAUAGGUUUUCUUUUGUUGUUAUACGCCAAUUUUUUGGACCUUUCUGAGAAAAAAGACAAUGACGAACUGAUAGAAUUAGAAGAACCACUCACUUAG
This is a messenger RNA of Plasmodium gaboni, 3951 nucleotides long. RefSeq names its product putative sugar transporter. Gene Ontology annotation, molecular function: transmembrane transporter activity. The record is from RefSeq and is a predicted model, not a curated record. NCBI's taxonomy places the organism in Eukaryota, Apicomplexa, Aconoidasida, Haemosporida, Plasmodiidae. Gene Ontology annotation, biological process: transmembrane transport. Gene Ontology annotation, cellular component: membrane. The transcript has 4 exons. Bases 1 to 3951 code for a protein of 1316 amino acids.